AUGCCGAAUCCAAACAAACCAGUCUUGAAAGGGGAAAAAGGCGAGUCAAAAAAUGGGCCAAAGAAAAAAGUUGGUGCAGAAAAACGAAGUGAUCGAAGUGAAACAAACGAAGGCUCACGAAGGAAACACGAAUCAGCUGCACGGCAUAAACGGAAGAAGGAGCACAGAGAACUCAACACAAAGACAGGCCUUGAGCCCGCAGUGAGAGAUGAAUUAGACAAGAAAAAUCGCCAGAAUAUCCGGACAAAAAACGAGGACAGAAGGCAAAACGCCAUCAAGGCCGGGGACGAUCAACAAAAAGACUCGCCGAAAGAAAACACAAAGAUGAAGCUUUCAAGCAAAGGAGUCGCAGACAAACCCGAGAAAUCAAAGUCGCUCCCAAAAAAGGAAAUUAAAACCGUAAGAUUCGAUGAAGUGCCAGAUUCCGGAAGAGAGAAAGAAGAAAGGCGUGAAAAAAGAAAAGGCAAAGGCUCGGAACGUUCAAAGCCAAAGGCGAGCUUACAGAAAAAGAAACGAAAAAAGGAUAAAAGCAAGAAAAGGAAGCCAACAGAUAAAAAAAAAGUUGUGGCUCUAUCUCCAACUUCCACAGCAGUAUCGGACAGUGACUUCCCCGGGGCUUCAUCGAAUGUGUCAACAACCAUUACAGGAGCAUCAAGCUCAGCAACUCAGACAGCAAAACCGGAACCAAACGUAACGCUAAGCAACAAGGACGAAGGCACACCGACCAGCAAAACAAUAAGUCCGAACGGAACAGCUUUCUUAGAGAAAAAGGAAAGAAAUGCGAAGUCGAAGGCAGCAGAUGAGGAUCAACGCCCUGCUCGGGAUCAGCUUCAACCGAGACGCACCGGCGGCAGAAGGAUUAUGCGAAUCACCGCACACGUGCAGAAACACGGCCGGGUACUCGACAUGGCGUCGUCACCGAACGGGUCUUUUUUGAAGGACGACUCCACUAGCAGCAGUGACUGGGAUGCAACAACGAAUGGCGAUAUCCUGGCAUCAACAACCAUUCGCCCAGCUGAAAAAGACAGCGACAUCACGGCACCCAACCAGACGAUUACCCUCGGGGGCCCUGUACAGGACGACCACGGAAUUUCAGUUGAAAUGUCCGCAGAUGUGGAACCUUGCAGCGAAACAGAACUGAAGAAGCAGGAGGGGUCAUCCUCGCCAACAAAGCGCACCGACACGAAUGGAACUGCGAACGGGAACAGCUUCCCGACUUCAGCGGUGCCCAAAACGAGCAACCAACCAGAUUCAAAUAAUCGGCAAGCGAUAUUGAAUCCUGAGAGCGACAACGGCAAUAACAUGGACAGUUCCGGAGAAGCCGGAAAAGCUUUGGAUGAGGCCCAAGUAGUGCUUGCAGAGACAGAUGAAGUUCAGCCACCGUUCCCCGAACAGCCCAAGGGCCAGUCCCAGAGCCUGCGAACAGACAAUGCGAGCCCCGGCAACAAACAGUCAGUGACUGCGAGGUAUGUGCUUUUUUGA
Messenger RNA from Gongylonema pulchrum, 1482 nucleotides. The record is from the annotation of a GenBank genome assembly. Lineage: Eukaryota; Metazoa; Nematoda; Chromadorea; Rhabditida; Gongylonematidae.